Cryptotermes secundus is the source of this 1168-nucleotide messenger RNA. RefSeq names its product ras-related protein Rab-8A (gene Rab8). The transcript has 6 exons. The record is from RefSeq and is a predicted model, not a curated record. The coding region runs from base 139 to 768 and encodes 209 amino acids. Lineage: Eukaryota; Metazoa; Arthropoda; Insecta; Blattodea; Kalotermitidae. Gene Ontology annotation, molecular function: GTP binding; GTPase activity. Gene Ontology annotation, biological process: Golgi vesicle fusion to target membrane; cellular response to insulin stimulus; protein localization to plasma membrane. Gene Ontology annotation, cellular component: synaptic vesicle; trans-Golgi network transport vesicle; plasma membrane.
UCCGAGGGCACUCCUAUCCGGUCAGAUCUACGAUGCAUUACAAAUAUGUAGUUUGAUUAUAGUGAAAGUAAUUCUGCCUGUGUAAAUCAAGAGGGCCGUGAUUCGGCCCUAUGAAAGGGUUAUUACUGUAGGGGGACAAUGGCUAAGACGUAUGAUUAUUUAUUUAAAUUACUCUUAAUUGGUGAUUCAGGAGUUGGUAAAACAUGUGUUUUGUUUAGGUUUUCAGAAGAUGCGUUCAAUACAACGUUUAUAUCCACUAUAGGUAUAGAUUUCAAAAUUAGAACCAUAGAAUUGGAUGGAAAGAAAAUAAAACUUCAGAUAUGGGACACAGCUGGGCAGGAAAGGUUUCGCACAAUCACCACUGCGUAUUACCGAGGCGCUAUGGGUAUCAUGUUGGUAUAUGAUAUUACCAAUGAGAAGAGUUUCGAGAAUAUUAAGAACUGGAUUCGUAACAUUGAGGAAAAUGCUUCUGCUGAUGUGGAAAAGAUGCUUCUAGGAAACAAAUGUGAACUGAAUGAAAAGAGACAGGUCACGAAAGAACGAGGGGAACAGUUAGCAAUAGAAUAUGGAAUAAAGUUCAUGGAGACAAGUGCUAAAGCCUCAAUCCAUGUAGAAGAAGCAUUCUUUACGCUAGCCAGAGAUAUCAAGACAAAAAUGGAGAAGAAAUUGAAGGAAGCAAGCAAUCCACCAAAAGGUGGACACCAGCUCAAAUCCUACGAGCCCCAGAGAAAGCCCCCAAGUUGGCUGUCCCGCUGCACCUUGCUCUGACACACAGACAGAUUGCUCCACAUCUGGCCUCGUUUUGUUUCCUGGGCAGAAAUUCAUCCGUCACCACUUCAUGUUGUCUCAUUGUGAAAUUAGACAAACUUUUGAUACAGUAAUUGUAAUACAUAAAAGUAAAUGAGGCACUGAGUUUCUUAUUUUUAUCAAAAAAGAGAACUGUAAUGGGGGAGUGGAAAAGUAAUGUUUUGAGCCUGAUAUUCUGAUGCACAAGACUUUCACGAUUGCUUAUUAUUGUGAAGAUCGUAUACGAGAUUAUGGUGAUUUCUAUUUUUCUGUUGUCUUGGUAUGGAAUACUUGGAUAAGCACCUCUAAAUACUCAUUAUUUUCUUUCGCAAAUGUAUUUUCAAUUUAUGCUGUUUUAUAAUGUAAAAGCUCUUCUUUGAAA